Molecule: messenger RNA, 1221 nt
Organism: Neltuma alba
Lineage: Eukaryota; Viridiplantae; Streptophyta; Magnoliopsida; Fabales; Fabaceae
Product: MATH domain and coiled-coil domain-containing protein At3g58200-like
Exons: 3
Coding region: 54-893 (279 amino acids)
Molecular function (GO): protein binding
Source: RefSeq, a predicted model, not a curated record
AGUUUCAAGUAGUUGAUUAAAUAUAUAUAUAGAUAUCAAAAGGAGAUUGUGCGAUGAAGAAUCAGGAACCGAAGGAUAUAUCAUGCAAGAAAAUAGCGUGGACAAUUAAAAACUUCAGUAAAUUGAAGACCAAUACACCAUACUAUUCUGAGGUUUUCACUAUAGGCGAUCGUGCUUGGAAAGUUGCUUUAUACAGAGGAAGACAAGAUGGGAAGUCUCUGGCUAUAUAUUUGCGUGUGGCUGAUGAUCUGAGUUUGCCUCAAGGAUGGUGUAUAUACGUAGAAUACGCCAUAACUGUGGUCCAUCAAGUUUCCAGGGAAAAUUCAAUUAAAAGAGGACCAGAUGAAGGUAUACCAUCCAAGUUUGAUGCAAAAGGAUUGGGUUGGGGUUAUUUAUCUUUUAUGCCUUUGAGUACACUUGAAGACCCAUCUAGUGGGUACAUUUCAAAGGAUGAAUGUACUGUUGAAGUUGAAAUCUAUUCUGUAAAAUCUGAAGGCAUUAAUAAGCCUACAAGUCACCCUGCUUAUCCUUCUUUAUUCAAGCAAGUCAAAGAAACUCCAGCAGAUCCAAAGGAUGAUGAUGAUGAUUUUGUUGAUUUCAAGGAUUUGGGACGAAUAGAGAAAUCGUUCGUUCCACUGCUAGAGGAAGUUUGUUCGUCGCAUCCUUUAUUAUUGGACUGUAAGAAGAACAAAAGCCGUAGGUUUACAGAGUGGGCAUUUACUGCAUUGGGUCGAGUUCUACAAUUUCUCAAGAACAAGAAGUGGAAAGAUAUGAACGACGAGGCAUGUGAGCAGCUUCAGUAUUUGUGGGAUGAAAUUGAGAUGAGUAGACUAGCUAGAGUUGAGUUGGCUCGAGCCUAUAGUGAAAUCUGCUUUAAAUAUGAGAGGAUAUGAGGAGAAGGCAAAGAAAGUGAAAAGGUUGAAGCAAGAGUUGUCUGUCUUAGAGAUAGAAAUGAACAAGACACAAGACAAGUUAGUGGACACAGAACAAAAUGUUGAGAGGAUAAGGAAGGAAUUGAUGAGUGUCGGAGAGAGCUUUGAAGAGAAGGAUUUGGAUGCAGACAUUGGAUAUGGAAAACCUCCUAGUCCUAUGUACAAUGAAUAAUUUGGGGGGAAAGAAAAAAAGGAUAUUGAUUCACAAGACUAUUAUAUGUGUUUUUAUUUAUGUGAAAUUCAUUAGGUACACCCUUUUUAUAUCUGUGUGGGUCUCCCUGUAACUUAA